CGUUAUCUGUGCGGUCACGCUGGUUACUAAUCCGAUUUCGUUUUGAGAAUUGUUUUAUUUAUUGCUUUAAUACUAAACUCUCUUUAACCGUAAUGCGCGGCACUCCGCUUUGUUUUCCCUGUGGCACAUAGUAGCUGGUGAGCCAGUACACUAAAUUUAAUUGUGUAAUUUACUCUAAAUAAAUACCUGUGGAGUCGAUGGUAUAUAUUUAGCCAUCAAGUGAGCUAGAUUAGCCUUAUUCCCAAAGUACAAAAAUGCCUUUAAAGUUUUUGAAAAAAUGUCGACAAUACAAUGUUACAUCUAAAAGUUUAUUUGUUAUAUCAGUGCAUCACCUGCUGGACUCCUCCAGCACGGUGGACUGUACGAUCAGCUCUGAGAGUAAGGGACAAGAGUGUCUUGACAACGUUUGCCAGCGUCUUCUGAUCCAACAACCGGAGUUCUUUGGACUGCGCUACUUGGUCAAGGGAAAGGAUAAGGAGGACGAUUUAAAAUGGAUCGAACUGGAACGCUCGCUCAGCCGGCAGCUGGAGAAGUACUCAGCUGGGCCCAGGAUAUUCUUGCGGGUGCGACACUACGUAACCACGGGAGUGCGACACCUGAGCGACGAGGCAACACGCUUUUACUACUUCCUACAGCUAAAGAGUGACAUCUAUGAAGGUCGCAUAGCUUGCGAUAUCCGGACAGCCAUACAGUUGGCGCUCUACUGCCGGCAGGCGGAGUACGACAUCUACCAGGGAGACAAACAGAGCAAAGACUAUCUAAAGAAGUCGCUAGUCCUGCCGCGUAACAUGCAGGGCUUGGCCAACGACGACAGCAUGCUGGAGGGUCUAAUCGAGGAAGUUCUGCAGCAACAGGAGGGAAUUUCUCAUCUGGGUCAGAGCCAAGCUGAGGAGAUGUACAUACAGUGCUGCCAACAGCUGGACCGGUAUGGGGAAGAGAGCUUCGCUGCCAAGGACACACUCGGCAACGAUGUGCUACUUGGUCUCGCCAUUAACGGGUUGGUGGUAAGCACAGACAACGGGCGGCAGUAUUUUCCUUGGAAGGACUUUCACACGGUUACUAUUGACAAGCGAACAAUCAAGAUCGAGCAAAGUAAGCUAGAUAGCGGUGGCAGUAUUGUGGGAAGCUUUAUUUUUGGCGAGGCGGACACGGCCCGAUACUUCUGGAAGCUCACUAUCAGCCAGCAUAAGUUCUUUAAACGCCAUAUCGACACCGCUACACCCUCGAGCUUGGGAAGUGGCGCAGACGUAGAAAGCGCUCAGUUAAGGGUGGAUUGUGUUGGUUUCAUCGAGUAUGACUGCGCUGACUCAGCAGUUGCCGAAAAUAUGCAACCGCAACAACAGCAGCAACACACUGAGCAGAAGCAAUCUAAUCAAAAGCAUCAGUUAAUUUCUUCCAACAUUUCUCUGGUUGCUAAUGCCAAUCAGUUGUUGGGGCAAAGCAGUUCCUGCCUAGAUCUGAGCCACAACAACCUUCACAGUAGCAAUGGCUUCCUUCAUCACGGAAGUAGCAAUAAUAACAGUGAGGAACGGGAGCGCCUUAAGGCUAUGCUGCCCACAUAUCGGCCUGCGCCGGACUACGAGACAGCAGUCCAACUGAAGUACAGCACUCCUUCAGCUGAUUUCCACAACCUGACUUUGGCAUUGGCCGAGCCCGGCAAUGCGUACCAUGCGGGCUCCCAGCCAGAUGUUCAUAAUACGGGUGUGCACAGCAAUAACUUGUAUAGUUACCUUACUGCACAUCGCUAUCCAGACGUAGCUCAGCCGGCAGCUGCUUUUCACCAUCACAUAAAUUUCUUUCACACUCAGCAUCAACCGCAGUCACAUCCACAGCCUAUGAGCCCGGCUCAGGCGUAUCAGGAGCUCUCACAACGAAUGCAUAUAAUACGACCUAAGGCGCCCCCGCCGUAUGUGAAUCGGCUUAGCUCCUCAUCGACUCCUGACCUUGCUGUGGCUACACCCCGUCCGAUGCAAGCGUAUCGCAAUUCUGUAAGUGGCUCCUCCCCGGAUUUAGUCUCCAACCGCACCGUCAUCAAUGGAGGACAGAUAGUAGCUUUAGCCGCUGGCGGACAUGCUGGCCACAUUCCCACAUCCUCCGGAGCCAGCAUGAUGCACAAAUACCAGCAUGUGAGCCACAUGGGAAACUCGCAGCCCUACAUACCACCGCAUAACACUUUCGAUAACCUGAACAUGAUCGAGGAGAAGCCGUCCAUUAUGUCACAACUCCGUCAGUCGGCAAUGAGCCAGGCAGCUACUGUAGUUGCAGGAAACGUUAGUACCCAAAGUGCACCUUCCCUGCCGCGAAGUGGAUACCGCAGUCCUGUACUACCAUCCAGUAGUCCGUUGCCACCGCCAAUUGUUGCUUCUAUCCAAAAAUCGGCCACCACCGAUCCCCUUGAGAGAUGCUUGAUAACCGGGUCCAUUGAGCCCAUCUACGAAAACGUACCCCUACCUCAACGCGCCUCUCUUGGCAGUAAAGAAGUAGCUGAAGUCGUGCAUCAGAGAGCCUCGUCAAUACAGUCUACUAAUAUUCCUCCUGUUUCGUGUUUUCGGAAGAGCAGCAUCAAUAACUUAGUCCCUGUUAAUAUAAAUUCCCAGGAUGAAGAUGGAAACUUACAAAUGUACGGGGCGAACCUGACUGCAAGCACGGAGCUGCUAAUCGGGGAGCCGCAAGCACCUAAGCGCUCAACCAGAGCAGCCAGUGCCGCGCCUGAUAUGGGAAUAGUACCGCCACCGCGACAACAUCGUCCAACAGUUAGUCUAAACAAAUCGACGACGGUGAAUGUGGUCACGCCGUCAGAAGAAUCAUUGCAACAGCAAUUUAAUGCAAUGAAUCUUUCUGUCUACACAUUUGCAAGCAACUUCUGUAUGUUUAACCCGACGUUGGACACCACGUGCUCGUCGAUGGCCAGCAAGGAUUCAAAACGCAAGAGGCGUUGGAACUUUUUGUCACGUAGCAAAACACCCGAUAAACAGAAGUCAGCCACAUUGGGCAGGGAAAAGGCUGCAACGGUUGGUAACCACGCCAAGCUGGCAGCUAAACUGAAGAUGGCUCAAGAUGAUCUUAACCUUUUACAUCGUUGGUCCACGGAAGACAACAAGUCGCAGCCCAUAUUCGGGGGAUAUUCCAAGGACAAGCUGUGUCAAAUACUAGAUGAAAAGCUAAGUGACUCACAGUUGUUCAUGGAGUUUGAACGCAUACCAAAACGACGGGAGCAUGCUUUGUACGAAUGCGCCCUACUAGAGGAGAACAUGCAGAAGAAUCACGAGCCAAAUUGUUUACCCUAUGAUGACAAUAGAGUGCGAUUAACGCCAUCAAUGGACAAUCGCCAUGGUUAUGUGAAUGCCUCCUAUAUAUCUACCACAGUGGGCACAAAGCAACGGUUUUACAUUGUGGCACAAUCCCCGCAAGAGUCGUUUACCAUAAGCAUAUUCUGGCAGUGUGUGUGGGAGGCCGAUGUGUAUUUAGUGGUUCAGCUAACCGAGGAUAUGAGCUAUAUUCCACUAAGCAGUCAGCAGAGUCUGGAAUUUGGUCAGUGGUGGUUUAAACAUCAAAAGCCAACUCAAAGCUGUGCUAGCAUGCCGUAAACUCCACCCCGUCCCACCUUCCCCGGCGGUACAGCCAUUGGGUAUUCCUUCGCAGGGGGGGAAUGCACUUAGAGGUCGUUAGGAUUCUAUCCUAUUCGAAUUUCGCAGUCUUUCUGCGAUGCGCAGUUUUUUGAGAAAUAUUAUUUCUGAUCUAAGCAUUAUUUCUACCAAGUUACAGACAGCUGUCAUCCUCCAAACCCUUAUGUUCACAUCUCGUCAGUCAUUGUUAAAUUUCGGACCGACUAAAAAAAUAUGUGUUCUUCGUCUUUAUGAUCCGAAUCGCAGAGUGGGAGUGCUGAUAACGUUCAUGAUUAUAGUAAACAUAUUCAGAUAGUAUUUGGGAUAUCCAUGUCCUGUUAUCAGUUGCGUUAAAUAAACGUGCACAUGUCCAUGUCCAUCCAUCCGUUUCAGCUAUCUCUGCAGUUCGGGAAUAAGUUUAUACGUCCAUCGUCCUUUCCUACUAUUUACCCACCUCUCUUGCCAUUUAGCAAUGGUAAGUUUUCUGCAUUUUUGGCGUAGGGAUUCAGCAGUUGCGACCCCUGCGCUACCUUGGUGGAUAUACGCUGACACCACUGCUAACAGGUCAAUCGGUAUGACUCCCGAUAUUACCAGCGCUGCGUCAUGGUAUACCGUGCGGAAUGCACAGCAAACCCUCAGGGCACACAAUCUCUGUACAGAAUCGCCAUCUUGCAUAUAACUUUCAUUUCUUGUGGCUCGGUCCCGUUGCAGAUUCUUUCAGCGUCUGGGAGUUUCUUGGCCGUAACUACUAUGGCUAUUUUAAGAGAUUUAUUCCGGAUUCCAUCUGGUCCCGGUGCCUUGUCGUUCUUUAUUGUUUUUAGUACUCCGAGGACUUCUUCAGGGCUUGUUAGCUUUAUGCUUCUCGUGUUCACGAUAUGUGAGGUUGGCGCCAUACUCUCUUCUUUAUCCUUCGCAAUGUUGGUAGGUACAGGGUAGAAGUAUGUAUGUGAUGCAGAGGCAGGUGCCGAGGCUACCCUUAGCACGUUGCUGCCCACCAGGCUAAAAGACCAACAAGAUCGGAACGCGACUGCCGGAAAAAAAAAGAGGACAGGAGUGGACGCACAAACUGCCUCGCUUGUGCAAAGCAUCGCAUUGCGGCCGUACCGAGCAACCAUGUCAGCUAUGCCUAAUUAAUGUAUAUGUAUAUAUUGUCCGUUAGAUUGAAAAAAUGUAAUAUGUUAUAUGUAAUGACAUACUUUCUUUUAUUUUAUUGUGUGUGUAAUUCGGUUUUUUAGUGGUGAUUGUCCGCUUGUAGUCGUUGUGGUUUGUAGUUGUUAGUAAAUGUUUACUUUUUUAAAAUAUAGAAGUGAUUUAAGUUUGCAGAUUUUUUUCUAGAUCUAGAUUGAUUUCGAAUACCUCUUUCAAGGAAAAUCAAAACUGCUUUUCGUUAAAUGGAACAACUUAAAAUCUCUUGUAUUUUAAGUGUCAUAUUUAUAACGAAACUGCCACGAACAAAUGAUUUCAUCAUGCCCCCCAUUGUUGGUGAGUGGACACAUUCACAGUCUUUGGACCAUCCGCCGACAAAACCACCGGAUCUGAUGGUAGGGUAGCGGUCCCUGGCAGGCGCUCAAUAAAUUCGCGCAAACUGUAGCCUUUAUGGUAAAAAUGUUGAACUAAAAUUUAUUUGUCUUGUCAAUACCUAUCGCUUGAGCUUAUAGUUUUGAGUUCUAGAAAUAAAGUGUAAAAUGAAA
This is a messenger RNA of Drosophila biarmipes, 5296 nucleotides long. It is a transcript of the gene Pez, whose product is annotated as tyrosine-protein phosphatase non-receptor type 21. The coding region runs from base 255 to 3587 and encodes 1110 amino acids. The record is from RefSeq and is a predicted model, not a curated record. Gene Ontology annotation, biological process: protein dephosphorylation. NCBI's taxonomy places the organism in Eukaryota, Metazoa, Arthropoda, Insecta, Diptera, Drosophilidae. Gene Ontology annotation, molecular function: protein tyrosine phosphatase activity. Gene Ontology annotation, cellular component: cytoskeleton. The transcript is spliced from 6 exons.